This is a messenger RNA of Liolophura sinensis, 1987 nucleotides long. Its product is annotated as heat shock 70 kDa protein 14-like. The record is from RefSeq and is a predicted model, not a curated record. NCBI's taxonomy places the organism in Eukaryota, Metazoa, Mollusca, Polyplacophora, Chitonida, Chitonidae. Gene Ontology annotation, molecular function: ATP binding; ATP-dependent protein folding chaperone.
AUGUUUCGAGAUCCCAAGAUGUCAGCUGCCUUCGGCGUUCACUUUGGUUGCACUUCUGCCUGCUUAGCGGUUUAUAAGGAUGGAAAAACUGAUGUUGUUGCGAAUGACCUCGGAGAUCGAGUCACCCCCUAUGUUGCAUUCACAGACCAGGAUCAAGCUGUCGGAGCGGCUGCUAAACAAGGAUUGAUUAGAAAUGCACAAAACACUGUAUCUAAUGUGAAGAAGAUAGUGGGACGGAAGAUUUCAGAUCCUGCUGUCAAGGAUUAUAUUGCCAAAAGUACAGCUAAGGUUAUUGAUCAGAAUGGCUCUCCUCACUUUCAAGUGGACUUCAAGGGAUCAUCCAAGUCAGUUAAUCCAGGGCUUAUCACUGAAGCUAUAUAUAGAAAAAUGUUGGAGACUGCACAGAGUCAUGGUGGAAAAGGUAUACAGGAUGCAGUUUUGACUGUUCCUGUAAGCUUUAGUGCAGAUCAAAAGCGGGCAGUCAGUGAAGCUGCCACUAGUGCUGGGUUUAAUGUGUUGAGAGUUGUCAGUGAACCAGCAGCUGCUACACUAGCUUAUGACAUCGGCCAGGCUGAUAUUCAUGAAGACAACAACGUCCUUGUAUACAGAGUGGGAGUGAGCAUAGAUGCCUCCGUUGUGCGGGUAUCAAAUGGGAUUUACCAGAUUGUGUCAACUGUCUCAGAUGAUGACCAUGGUGGAGACAAAUUUACAGAAGUGCUAGUUGAUUACCUAGCCACAGAUUUUCAAAGGUUGCAUCGGUGUGAUGCUAGAGAAAAUAAAAGGUCACGUGUGAAGUUAAAAAUGGCAGCAGAGACAUGCAAACACACAUUGGCAACUCUAGGCAAUGCUCAGUGUGCCAUAGACUCCCUUUAUGAUGGAAUAGAUUUCCACACAAAUGUGUCCAGAGCAAGAUUUGAGAGCCAAAGUAGUGGUCUAAUUCCGCAGUGUAUGCAGCCUAUAGAACAGGUGUUAGCUCAGGCAGAUUUACAAAAGGACGAUAUACACAAGGUUAUUCUCUGUGGAGGAGGGAUAAAACUUCCUAUACUACAGAAAGCUGUAGGAGAUUACUUUCCCCAGUCUGAUCUGCUCACCACUAUAAGUCCUGAUGAAACAAUAGCAAUCGGAGCAGCGAAACAGGCUGCUGUAUUAGUUGGGAAUCCUCCUCAAGAAAUCAAAGAGAACACAGAAGACAAUGAAAUGGAUUGCCUGGCAACAUUUGUCUGUGUUAAGGUGAAGAAUUCAGAUGGAGCUAUGGAGUUGCAGCCAGUGUUCUCUAAAGGGCUACCGAUUCCUGCAAGAAAGCAUCAAACUUUCACUCUACAUGGUGACCAGAACAGCUUUUGUCUGGAGAUCUAUGAAUCUGACACUGGAGAAUUGGAAUCAGCACGUUUACUGGCAAAGGUUGUCAUGAAGGAGCUCCCAAGUGAAGCUGUGCUAAAGGCAACUUUCCAUUUUAGACGGGAGGGAAGUUUACAUGUGAGCUGCUCAGAACCAAUGUCAGGAAAGGAGGAGUCUAUUACUAUAGAAGCAAAUUGAUGAAGGGAAUCAGUAACUAAUGAAUGGAUAAGUUAUGUUUGUUGUGUCAUGUAAUUUUUCAUGUAUCAGCAUUGGCUCGAGUCAAACCUGACCCAAGUGGAUCAUAAACUGUGCAUACCAGAGGUGAACGCUGAGUGUGUAGAUCACACAUUUAAAAUAAAAUUUCAUGUAUGAAAUUUUCACGACCGGGAAGAUGUUCUUGGGAAGUGUGUCCUUGAUUCAAAACUUUUCCAGGCAGGCACCCAUUGGAGAACUGUUCAUGCUUUUUUUUUUAUUUUUAGUUACACUCAUUUCAGUAAAUGAAUUUCUGGUCAAAUAAAUACCAUGUGUUAUAACAUUUGUUAAGAUCACCACAUCUUUCAAGAUUUCUUAUUCAGUGGGGCCAAUAGUUCAGAACUGUGUUGAAAUUUAGACCAGACCUAAUUUUAAUACCAGUCUCAUCACAGUGCUA